Molecule: messenger RNA, 1956 nt
Organism: Lemur catta (Ring-tailed lemur)
Lineage: Eukaryota; Metazoa; Chordata; Mammalia; Primates; Lemuridae
Gene: CXCL8
Product: C-X-C motif chemokine ligand 8
Exons: 4
Coding region: 104-409 (101 amino acids)
Biological process (GO): inflammatory response; antimicrobial humoral immune response mediated by antimicrobial peptide; neutrophil chemotaxis
Cellular component (GO): extracellular region
Molecular function (GO): chemokine activity; CXCR chemokine receptor binding
Source: RefSeq, a predicted model, not a curated record
CGCUCCUCUCAACAGAAACCCUCAGGGACAGCAGAGCACACGAGCUUCUAGGACAGAAGCCAGCAAGAAGCCACAGGAAGGAACCAUCUCACUCGGUGUAGACAUGACUUCCAAGCUGGUUGUGGCUCUCUUGGCAGCCUUCCUGCUUUCUGCAGCUCUGUGUGAAGCUGCCGUUCUGGCAAGGAUGGGCACAGAACUUCGAUGCCAGUGCAUAAAGACGCACUCCACGCCUUUCCACCCCAAAUUUAUUACAGAGCUGAGAGUGAUUGAGAGUGGACCACACUGUGAGAAUUCAGAAAUCAUUGUAAAGCUUGUCGACGGAAGAGAGCUCUGCCUGGACCCCAAGGAAAAGUGGGUGCAGAAGGUUGUGCAGAUAUUUUUGAAGAGGGCUGAGAAGCAAGAAUCAUGAAAAAAAAAAUGCAUUCUCCAUACUAUCCAAGAAUUCCUCAGUACUGAUGCCAAUGAAACUUCAAACAAAUCUACUUCAGCACUUCAGCACUUCAUGUAUUGUGUGGGUCUAUUGCAGGGUUGCCAGAUAAAAUACAAGAUGCCUGAUUAAAUUUGAAUGGCAGUAAAACAAUGAAUAGUUUUUCCAUUGUAUCAUGCAAUAUGUUGAACAAACUUAAAUUUAAAAAAUUAUUUGUUUCAAUCUACACCAAACGAAAAAAAUUUUUUUUAAAUAUAGAAUUUAUUUGUACAAAGAACAAAAUUGAAGUCAAAAGCUAGGCGCAUAUCUGCCCUUCAAUUUCAGGAACUGAAUGGGUUUGCUAGAAAUGUGAUGUUUCAAGCAUCACAUGGAAAUAUGGACAUCACAUGGACUAUGAAAUUUUCUGUAAAUUCAAAUUUGGCUGGAAAUCUUGCAUUUUUUAUUUGUUAAAUUGGGCAACCUCAGUCUGUUAGCCAAGAUCCAUGAGUCCCUGUUCAACUCUGCCUUGGUUUCUCCUUUAUUUCUAAAUGGGAAAAAUAUCAACCACCAUCCUACCUCACAGGGAUGUUGUGAGGAUUUGUGGAAGCACUUUAAGUUUUCUUUGUGGUCAUGUAAAUUAUUUUUAAGUAUAACUUAUUCUCCUAUUUAUUAUUUAUAUAUUUAUUUAAGAAUCAAAUGUAGUAAUAUUUGUGCAUGAAUUUGGAAAAAUGGAAAAGGAAGAAACAUUGCUGAUGGCAUAGUUAUAAUGAUAUUGUAGUGAAUUUGUAUUUAUUUUAGAUCUUAAGUGAUUUUAUAUUAGAGAAUUUUUAAUUGGGGUUUUCAGAUUAAGCAAAAAAAGAAAAAGGACAUUCAGUUAAAUUUUUAUUUCAGAUAAUAAUUAGUCAUAUUUUUAGAGUCAGAACAUCAUUGUUUACCUGAAAUUUUAAUUAAAGUGACAAUCCUACUUUUGAUACUCCUGGUAUCUUGUCAUUGCCAGCCUUGUUAUGCAGUGCCAUGUUGAACUGCAGAAUCCUGAGUGACUAUCUCAAAACAGCAAAAAUUGACCAGGCAAUAUUAGCAAAGUAAUUUCUUGGUGGUUGCAACUUAUUUAUUAUGUACAAAUAGAUUCUCACAUUCAAAUGAUUGUAUUUUUCAACACCAGGGUUUAUUUUUUUUUUAACUUUAAGAUGCUUUUAUGUGUUCCCAAAGAUUUUUUCUACUAUUUUUGACAGUAUGGAAAUAUAAACAUAACUAUAAGACAUUUGAAAUAUAAUUUAUUUUCAAAGCCAUCAGGUGUUUGUCUUUCAUUUGUAGUUUUAAUUUGUUGGGAAUCUAUUUAUAUUAGAAAUCAUAUUUUAAUUUAGGAAACAUAAAUGAUUUCUUUUAGCAUUUUGUAUAUUAUAUUGAAAAUUACAAACCUUUGUGUAGAAAAGCAGAACUCCUUUCCAGAAAUGGGUUACAAACAGUAGUCUCUUUCAUAGAAUGUCAGAAACUUUUUCUACUCCCUGCUGUAUAUCAUUUUACUAAUAAAGCUGACUUUAGAUUUUCAA